Molecule: messenger RNA, 5071 nt
Organism: Toxotes jaculatrix (banded archerfish)
Lineage: Eukaryota; Metazoa; Chordata; Actinopteri; Toxotidae
Gene: rag1
Product: recombination activating 1
Exons: 4
Coding region: 131-3346 (1071 amino acids)
Biological process (GO): pre-B cell allelic exclusion; adaptive immune response; V(D)J recombination
Cellular component (GO): endodeoxyribonuclease complex; nucleus; DNA recombinase complex
Molecular function (GO): double-stranded DNA endonuclease activity; metal ion binding; ubiquitin protein ligase activity
Source: RefSeq, a predicted model, not a curated record
AUACGGCCUGUGUAGUGUGUAGGGCCUGGAUCCAGGGCUUCCCUUGUGCUCCCAUGCAGAGAGGACCCCCCCCAGGGGAGCUGAUGCCAGCUGAGACAGAAAAACAAGGGUCUAAGAUCUAAGUCGCAUCAUGGCGGAAGAGAGCCUGGAGACAGAUGGCCCCAGAUCCUCCAUGCCAGCUGAGCUCCACCAUCCCCACUCUAAGUACUCUCAGUGGAAGUUUAAACUGUUUAGGGUGAGGUCCAUGGAGAAGGCCCCUCUGCCCAGUGAGACACAGCCUGAGAAAGGAGUCUUGUUAGGGAUCUCACCUCCUGCAGCUCCAAAAAUAGAGUUAGAUAAUGGUGUGGGUCCAGGGAGUGUUAUGAAAUUAUGCCUUGGGGGAAAAAGCAAGGAGAAUGUGGAGGGCCCGGGCCGGAGGGUGGAUAAGAAGCUAGAGGAAAUGGACACCCACAUGAACCACCUCAGGUGUCUCUGUCGUCUCUGUGGGAUGGCCCUGAGGAAAAUCAAGGGACCAGUGCAUGAAGUUCAUGGGGAUCUGGAUGAGGCCAGUAAAGGUGUCCUGCGUAAAAUGGGCUGCAAGUUUACCAACUGGCCAGAGGUCAUCCUAAAAGUCUUCAAAGUGGACGUGACAGAGGACACAGAAUCUGUCCACCCUCUUUCCUUCUGCCAUCGCUGCUGGAUGGCUGCCAUACGAGGAGGGGGAGUUUGCAGUUUCUCCAGAAUAAGAGUCCCAGAGUGGAAACCCCACUCUUCCCUCUGCCACCUUUGCUCCCCCAAGAAAUGUUCAUUCCAGCGGACUGGGAGGAAGAGGAGGAAAACAAUUCCCAGAGCCCAGAGCCUAGCAAAAAAGACCAGGCGGGAGCACGCAGACAGCAUUGCCAUUGGAGAGAGGAGAGUUCUGAGACCAUUCGGAGACCGUCAUCAUGGUCCGGUGCUGAGGGGCUGGAGGAAACCCAGCAUCCAGAGAGAGAAAUGGGUGAGGAACAUCACACACUGCCAGAAAGACCACCUGAGUACCAAGUUGAUCUCUGAGAAGCUCCCUGUGGACUUUGUCUUUUCUUUCACUUGCUUGGUGUGUGACCACCUGCUCUUUGAUCCAGUUCAGUCCCCCUGUGGACACCUCUUCUGCCGCAGCUGUAUUAUAAAAUUCAACCACAUUCUGGGACCUCACUGCCCAGCCUGCAACUUGCCCUGUACGCCUGAUGAUCUCACCCCACCUGCCAAAGCCUUUUUAUCAGCUCUGCAUUCCCUGCCUGUGCUUUGCCCCAGAGGUGGCUGUGGUGAGCAGGUGAGGCUUGACUCAUUUAAAGCCCACUGUCUGGACCAUGAGCUGAAUGACCAGGAUGCAGACAAGCAGCCAUCAGAACUUAAUAACUACCUCCUGGCCAAUAAAGGGGGAAGACCCCGUCAGCACUUGCUGUCGCUCACACGUCGUGCUCAGAAGCAUCGGUUGAGGGAUCUGAAGAACCAGGUGAAGGUGUUUGCAGACAAAGAGGAAGGUGGCGACCUGAAGUCUGUGUGUCUGACACUGUUCCUGCUUGCACUGAGAUCUGGGAACGAGCACCGGCAGGCAGAUGAGCUCGAGGCCUUGAUGCAAGGCAGAGGCCUUGGUUUGCAUCCUGCAGUGUGCUUGGCCAUUCGUGUGAACACUUUCCUGAGCUGCAGCCAGUAUCACAAGAUGUACCGGACUGUCAAGGCCACCAGUGGCCGCCAGAUCUUUCAGCCCCUGCACACCCUCCGAGCUGCUGAGAAGGAGCUUCUCCCUGGCUUUCACCAGUUUGAAUGGCAGCCAGCUCUCAAGAAUGUGUCUACAUCUUGCAAUGUUGGCAUCAUUAAUGGGCUCUCUGGAUGGGCUUCCUCGGUGGAUGACUCCCCAGCUGACACCAUAAGUCGGCGGUUUCGCUAUGAUGUGGCACUGGUGUCAGCAUUAAAGGAUCUGGAGGAGGACAUUGUGGAGGGGCUGCGAGAGAAUGGGAUGGAAGACAGCACUUGCACCUCAGGCUUUAGUGUCAUGAUCAAGGAAUGUUGUGAUGGCAUGGGGGAUGUCAGCGAGAAGCACGGUGGAGGACCAGCUGUUCCCGAGAAGGCUGUACGUUUCUCUUUCACUGUGAUGUCUAUCUCUGUUGUGGCAGAUGAUAAGGAGGAGAAGGUUACAAUCUUCACUGAGCCAAAGCCAAACUCAGAGCUGUCCUGUAAGCCCCUUUGCCUGAUGUUUGUGGAUGAGUCAGACCACGAGACACUCACAGCUGUCCUGGGGCCUAUAGUUGCAGAGCGUAAUGCAAUGAAAGAGAGCAGGCUCAUCCUAUCUAUUGGCGGCCUGCCUCGCUCCUUCCGCUUCCACUUCAGAGGCACUGGAUAUGAUGAGAAGAUGGUGCGAGAGAUGGAAGGCCUGGAGUCCUCGGGGUCCACAUAUAUCUGCACUCUGUGUGAUGCCAGUCGGGCAGAAGCCUCUCAAAACAUGGUGCUACACUCCAUCACCCGCUGUCAUGAAGAGAACCUAGAACGUUAUGAAAUAUGGAGAACCAACCCCUUCUCUGAGUCUGUAGAUGAGCUGCGAGACAGAGUCAAAGGGGUCUCUGCCAAGCCCUUCAUGGAGACCCAUCCCAUGCUAGAUGCAUUACACUGUGACAUUGGCAAUGCCACUGAGUUCUACAAAAUCUUCCAGGACGAGAUCGGGGAGGUCUAUCAGAAGGCCAACCCCAGCCGAGAGGAACGGCGCAGCUGGAGGGCAGCCCUAGAUAAACAGCUGAGGAAGAAGAUGAAGCUUAAACCGGUAAUGAGGAUGAAUGGGAACUACGCCCGCAGGUUAAUGACCAUGGAGGCUGCGGAGGUGGUUUGUGAACUGGUGCCCUCAGAGGAGAGGAGGGAGGCCCUGAGGGAGCUUAUGAGGCUCUAUCUCCAGAUGAGGCCUGUGUGGCGUGCCACCUGUCCAGCCAAGGAAUGCCCUGACCAGCUGUGCCGCUACAGCUUUAACUCCCAGCGCUUCGCUGACCUCCUCUCCUCCACUUUCAAAUACAGGUACAAUGGAAAGAUAACCAAUUACCUACACAAGACCCUGGCACAUGUGCCUGAAAUCAUUGAGAGAGAUGGAUCCAUAGGAGCCUGGGCCAGUGAGGGGAACGAGUCAGCAAACAAACUGUUCAGGCGUUUUCGGAAGAUGAACGCACGCCAGUCAAAGACCUUUGAACUCGAGGAUGUGUUGAAACAUCACUGGCUCUACACGUCCAAGUACUUGCAGAAGUUCAUGGAGGCUCACAAGGACUCAGCCAAAGCUCUGCAAGCUACCAUUGACCCAGUAGAGAUGCAGGAUGAGGAGGAUAUGUCUCUGGAAAUUAAUGAUUUUUGAUUGAUGUGAACCUUAAGUACUAAUGUUUAAUACUAAUGUUUGAUUGCUUUUGUUGAUAGUUGAUAGUUGUAUAAUCUGUUAACUGCCUCUAUCAAUAAUAUGGACUUGUUUAUAAAUUCUGAAUUUACUUUCAAUAUCCAUUGAUUAAGAUUUAGAAUAAACUGGGCAAUGGAGCCAGCAUUAUAAUACUUUGAGCAGGAGACUGAAAGAAUUUCUGAGGUUUUCUUGUGAUUUAAGUAUCUUUGCAAAUUUAAACAAAACAUCAUUUACUGUUGGAUUUUACAAAAGACCAUUUCAUUAAAUAACCAAUUUCUUUAACUUAAGUUGAGUAAUUUACAGAACGUUAUCCUCACACCAUUGAAUGUUUGCUUGCAUUUGAACUGCCUUGUUUUUGAGAGGUUUUAUACAUAUAAAUUUGUCUUGCCUUAUUUUGUUAGCAAAGAUGGGACAGCAGUGGAAUAUGGGAACAACACUCAGGUUUCUUUUCGCUUGCUCCGAGUGGGAUACUUCUUUCCUUUAUCUUCACCGUCUGUGAAAUAUGGUGCAGUUUAUUGUAUAGCAAGGAUAUGACACAUUUAUGAAUUUAUAUAGUGAGGAUAUUUAUGGAAACAGAUGAAAGCACUGUAAGUCAUGGAGGGAAAUUGUGUUAAAAAGACCACAUUUGUGGCCACUGUAUUAAUAUAUCAUUUGAGCUGGUGCAAAAUACAAUCACAGAGACCCAAAUGUUCUUUGUUUCAUGAGUGCCCUCUGAAAAAGAUUACUUUAGUGCUUUAUCAUGUGAUCCCUGAGGGCCAGAAUAGAUGCCAGGUCACUUUGAACCAAUUUUUAUCUCUUUAAGUUUUUGCACAGUGCAGGAUAGAUGAUACUUAUUCGAAUUCUUCACAUAGAAUAAAGCAUAUACUGACCUUUUUGUUGAUAUCAUAAAAAUACAGUAUGGUCCAUUACGGAGCCUAAUAUCCCAUGGACUUUCUGGCAGGCAGGGGUUUUUCUAAAGUUCUGUAUAUAACCUGGCUCUUCUUCUCUGCUGAUAUUUCUUCAUCGCCAUGGUUGACAGAGGAGAGGAGGGAUGGGGCUGGAGCAAGAGAGACCUGAUUUAAACUGAUUUGUUGGCAACUUUAUUUGUUUGAUUGAUUGAUUAUAUUGUCUUUUUCCGCCCUCACCAUUUUGAAUUGUGACAGGCAAUUUUGUUUUCUUAUUUGAUUGAAUGAUUUUUUUUACUGUCACAGGUUUAACCAUGUGACAGCUGUGAAAUAUUCACAUUUCAUUUGAUAGUUGUCACACUUGUACAAUAACAUCAUGUUUUGAGUGCAUUAUAUUGCAACUUGUCUCAAAUUUGUUUUUUUGCUGUAAUGAAUUGCAUUUCCAAAGUAAUGGAUGAUGGAUGAUUCACAAAAUUCCACUUGUUCACUUUUUACCAUGUACUUCCUCAUUUUGUUUUUCCAUACUACACUAAAUCUCAGGUAAACUGUUUACUGGGGCUGCAGGAGGAAGAUUCUCUGUGGUGAUUUAUUUUGCAUACUGGUGCAGUAUUACACUGAAGCUGCACUACCUUUACACAUAUUGUUUAUUUUUAAAUGCUAUAUUAUAUUCACACUUUUCUGCUGUAUUUUCACUGAACCAGGCCAUUUACCAUCCUUUCAAUGAAUCACCUUUGUGGAGGAGGGAGGUUUUUUUUAAACUACUUUUUUUAGAAUUUGUUUCCACAAAAGAAUAAAUAAAGACAAA